Molecule: messenger RNA, 5583 nt
Organism: Pseudoliparis swirei
Lineage: Eukaryota; Metazoa; Chordata; Actinopteri; Perciformes; Liparidae
Product: microtubule-associated protein 1S-like
Exons: 10
Coding region: 29-3907 (1292 amino acids)
Biological process (GO): microtubule cytoskeleton organization; regulation of microtubule depolymerization; dendrite development
Cellular component (GO): cytosol; neuronal cell body; microtubule
Molecular function (GO): microtubule binding; actin binding
Source: RefSeq, a predicted model, not a curated record
UGACAUCACACAUCCGUAUUUUUCCAACAUGGCGUCCGGUAGGGUGCCGGAGAGGGAGGUCCGAGAGGAGUCGAGGCGCGCCGCCACGGCGAACCCCCCUGACUUCAGCAUCCACAGAUACUCCCUGCUCAUCAUCACGGGACGGACCGCGCACCUCGAGCACACGGGACCCAUCAGCAGGGACAUCGAACGAGGGAUCCGGUCAUGGGACAUCGACUUACAAUCCUGUAACCUGGACCUGUACCUCCAGGAGUUUCUCUCCCACCACACGGCCUCCUUCAAGGGUGCAGGGCAGAAGUGUCUGCGCCAUAGCACCAGAGUGUUGGACACUCAGGUGCUGAUCAGUCCGUCUCAGGAACAGGCUCGUUCAGAGGUGUGUGCUCUGCUGUCCAGGGACUCGGCCCACAAGCUGUUGAUCUUGGCCGGUCAGAGCGAGGAGGGAAGUGGAGACCUCGUGUUUCACCAAGGCCUCUUCUCACCGCAGCAACUGAAACGAAUACUAACGGAGCAGUUCAUAGAUCAAGAGAGCUCCGCCUCCUCCUCCAAACUCAGCUUGACCCUCAGCUGUCCCAACAUCGGCCAGUGGAGGAAGACUCUCGUGGGGAACGAGCCCUUCACGCUGCGCAUCAACCCUCCCGAGGUGCUGCCCGCCAUGGAGACCCUGGGCGAAUUCACCUCCCUCAUCUCCGGCACCCUCUCCCCGCCGUCCCCCUUCGACCUCCUGCCUCCUCCCGUCACCGUGGGCUUCCUCAAGCUGUCCCGCCCCUGCUGCUACGUGUUCCCCGCGGGCCGCGGCGACUGCGCCUUCUUCGCCGUUAACGGCUUCACGGUGCUGGUGGACGGCGGCUCCGACUCCCAGGCCUGCUUCUGGAAGCUGGUCCGACACCUCGACCGAGUCGACGCCAUCUUGCUGACGCACAUCGGGACGGAAAACCUGCCUGGGGUCAACGUCUUUCUGGAGAGGAAGGUGGCCGAGUUGGAGUUGAGCGCCGACAUCAAAGAUGACUCCUCCAAGAGGCUGAUCUCCCCGGAGCUCGGAGUGGUGUUCUUCAACGCCCCCUGCAGGCUGCAGGUGGACGAGCAUCCUUGUCUGGACGGUGUGCUGAAGAGCGCCCACCAGGCGGCCCUGACCCUGCAGUUGUUAAAGAAGUUAGACAUCAGACCGCAGCCGUUGUUUCGCCCGCCAGGGGUUCCCCUUGAACCGCUGACCCUGUUCCAGAAGAUGGGAGUGGGCCAGUUGGAUCUAUACAUCCUCAGCCCUGGUAAAAACAGCCAGGAGUACCAGACGCUCAUGCAAGACUGGCCUGACGUGGCAUCCGAAUCCAAAACUCUCCCCGUCACCACACUGGCUUCAGUGUCCGCCCUGCUGGUCUGGCACCCGGCGUGUCCCCAGGAGAAGGUGGUCAGGGUGUUGUUUCCCGGCGUCACCCCACAGGAAAAGCUGCUGCUGGGGCUCGAGAAGCUGAAGGGUCUGGCCUUCCUCCAGAAGCCUACGGUGACCACCGGGGACAUGGAUAGACUCGGGGAGGGUAGAAAGAUCAAGGAGAGCCAGGAGAGCGGCAGGCCACACGGGAAGGAGUCGACACCCAAACAUGGGAAAGAGGCGGGACUCAGAGAAGAAGGAAAGGAGGUGCCUGGGAGGGAAAAGGGGAAAGUGUUAAAUGGAGUCAAUUCAAGAGAUGCCGAUAAAACCAGAAACAAGGACGCGGCGGGCGUGAAGCAAAAAGCGGCAUCGACGGAGAAGAACGCCUCGAAGAAGGGAGGAAGGACAGAUGGGAAAAAGGAGGAGAAGCCUGGGAAUAACCAGGAGAACGGUCGGGGGGAGAAGGACAUUCUCUCUUUCAAACCGAAGAACGAAAAUAAGAUCAAGCUCAAAAAGGAGGCGAGGAAUGACUUCAAAACAGGGGUGAAUAAAACAAGAAAACCAUCGGGGAAGGAUGCAACCAAUGGGAAGAAGGUCAAUGUAAAGACUGAGACAAAACCCCAGACGGAGAGUGUUUUGGAAACAGAGCCUGAAGGGUAUCCCCCUGGCUCCACGUUGUUUACCCCUGAGGACAUGACAGAGGACUCUCUCAGGCCCCGGGAGGAAACUGAAAGAGGUGAGGCGCAUGUGGAAAAAUCUGAUAAGGCGAAGGAGUCAGGAAAGGAAAAGAGCUUCGGAGGCCUGAGCGUGGUAGCCGAAGAAGCCGCAGAGAUAAUGGGAGGAGAGAGCGGUGAUAAAGGAGCGCAAGACGAGACUCGGACCGGAGAGAAAGCUGACGCGGACCUGCAAAAAAACGCCAGGCCAGAAAAGGUUUUAGGGUUUCCAUCCCCCCUGAACAAGGCACCGAAGAACGAGUGCGAGGCCCAGCUGGACUUGACACCGACCGAGUACACUCUCCUGGACGGGGCGUUGAGGAACAGCCCCCCGUCACGAUCCUCUCCGGAGAACCGACAAGAGCCCGCCUCCCCGGAUUCGCGGCCCAACAGUGCGGGCCACACCCCUUACUGCCUCUCCCCGGGCGAUGUGUGGUGCAACAGGGCCACGCUCAACCGGUUGCAGGGCCAGAUGGGCGACGUGGAGCCGGCGGAUGUCAACCAGUCGGAUGGAUCAUCCAAGCAAAGUGAGAAAAGCAAUCUAGAGAGUCACACAGCCCCCAGAGAGAGGCAGCUAAGUUUCCUCUCGUUGGGUUCCUUUAAAGAGGGACCUUCAGACCCCUUUCCCUCCUUCACCACCACCACGACACACUCCAUGCCGGCAGAGGUGAGCUCGCCUCAAUCCACAGAAGUAGACGAAUCGCUGUCCAUGUCCUUGGAGCAGGGACCGACCACAUGCAGUCAGAGGGAGGGCGACGACAGCGUUAACAACUCCCAUUCCAACGGCGGCCAUUUUGCCGGUAUGUCCCUACCGAUAAAGAAGCCUGCCAGAUCGUCCGCAGAGAUCGGGCGGCCUCCGAGCUCGCUCACGCUCAAUUUAGAGGCCUCGGCUCGCGAUGUGGAUCUGUGUCUGGUUUCCCCCUGCGAGUUCAAGCAUCUCAAACAGCCCGAAUCCGGCGAGCCCCCCAGAGGAGCCUUCCAUCCGCAUCACCACGGCACCAACAACGCCAACAUAGACGCAUCGCCCAGCGAGUCGUGCGCCCCCGUCUUAACGGAGGACUGCUGCCCGUCCACCACCGCGGACGGCUGUCUGGACUCGGACGAGGAGGACGAGUCGAGCAGCGAGCCGUCGAAUUCUCCCCGCGGUCUGCAAUCCGGUCAGGCUCUGCCCCCGGACCCCCUCCCGGUCCCGUUCAGGGAUAACCCGCCGCCGCCCCCGCAUCCGGACGCGUCCAUGCCCGUUCCUCAGGCCGAGUCCGACGCCCGCGGGAAGAAAGCUAAAGCCACCGGAAUGCGGGGGAAGAAAACUCAGACUGUGGUCGAGGUCUCCCAGAGAUCCGGCUCGGGGAAAAGCCGGACGGGGAUCCAAAGCGGAGUCCCAAAGGGGGGUGUCUCGUCUGCUCGUACGCCAUCCUCCGGCACCCGCCCAGCACUGGCGAAAUCCUCCCCCAAUCCAGGCGCCAAGUGUACCAGCGGCGAGGAGGUCAGCGUGUACGUGGACCUGGCCUACAUCCCCUCUGGACCCUCCUCUCCCACCGUCGGCGUGGACUUCUUCAGGUGCAUUCGCUCCUCCUGUUAUGUCGUCAGCGGCGACAGUCAAGAGAAGGAGGAAAUAAUGAGGCGCACGCUGGACGCACUUCUGGACGCCAAGACGUCCUGGCCAGACUCCAUGCAGGUGACGUUGAUCCCCACCUUCGAGUCGGUGCCGAUGCAGGAGUGGUACCAGCAGACCCUGGACCGGCAGAAGGAGCUGGGCAUCGCCGUCCUGGGGUCCAACAGCACCGUCGCCAUGCAGGACGAGACAUUCCCCGCAUGCAAGAUAGAGUUCUGAAGAAGAGAGAGAGCGGGGAAAGUUGUGAAAGAAGAGAGAAUUAAAGAGAUUAUAUCGCCUCUUUCUGCACGAACUACCACGGGACUUUCACACGUCCCCCUCCGGGUUAAUCCACUUCUUGCACCAGAAGGCCCCUCAUGUGGGGAAGUAUUGCAUGAUUCUUUUUUUUCAGACCCAUGAGCAAGAGAGGAGAAAAGAUCACGCUGGUUGCAAGAGAAGCAUGUCUGCAAACAUGUGGAAGCAAAAAUGGGGAAGUUGUGAUUUUAGAUAUUGGUGAAGAUAAAUAGCAUUAAUGGUCAAAGGUGCAUUUGUGCAGGCUUCUUUUAUUCAUGCAUCCAGCACCAAGGCGUGACAGUAGCGUGUGCUUAAGUUUGAGGGCUCAUCUCGCUGCUUUUAAUGCCACAUGUAUCCACUUGUACAGACGCUCCCAACAUGGCAGGAGCGAGCAUAAUGUUGUUUAUAUUUAAAGCAUUUUGGCCACGUUCUGUUUCUUUUAUUUAUAUUUGUAUGAUUUGCACAGAUGACGUAUAUAUCGUAUAUAUAACAAAAAAAGUCUUACGUUGUACCCGUGGUGAAGAGUUCCCAGUGUGUGUGUUGUGAACGUGGGGUGAUAAUCUGAGAUUAUUCAAAUCGAAGCGUGUGCGAAAAACAAAAUCCGCCAACAAGGGAUUAGAGAGGGAUUAAAUUUAAUGGGAUUACGGAGAUCAUCUCAUUAAGGACGGCGCUGCAACUGUAAUUAUAUAUAUAUGAAUAAAAUCAAGUUCAUCGAAAAUCCGACAGAAACAUAAUGUUUUUUUGUAAUCUUAGAUGUUACUAAAAAAAAUACAAAAUAUACAUCAUGUAAUUAAAUCGUUGAUAUAACGGCUUUCUAUGCCACACUUUGUGAAUACAAAUAAAUUAGAUUGUAUUUACGUUAAUAAACAUCAGUAAACAAAUAAACAAAAAUCACAGAAUGGCUGAAAUCAAAUUGACGUUUCCUAGAAAGUUUUCUGGAAUUAAAUCCAUGAUUUGUGGUUGUUGACUACUCCAGCAUCCAGUUUGACACAUGAAAAAGGUAUAUUUUCCAAAUAAGAAAAUGACUAAUGAAUAAAUAUUUACUGUGGUUUAAAUGGAGCGGUUCUUUCAACUACUUUUACCCAAAUUAUGAGGAUUCUUUUCCUGAAAUGUCACAGGAAAUUAUGAGUGCAUUAGAAAUCUGUAAAAAUAAAGUGUGUAAAUUAGUUUUAUCUGAGUCUGGAUGUCCAAGAACGAGUGUCCAUCAUGAUUGUCAAUGUAUUAAUCAACAAAUACAUAAAAAACACAUUUUAUUUAGUUUCUGAAUCCCUAAAUUAUCCCAAAGACAUUUUAUAAUUAUAUAAAUUCACAGUUGAACUUUCAUCAUAGGCCUUGAGAUUUGUUUUACUUUGUGAAAUCUUUUUAACAUUUUUUUAUUAUUUAUCACAGAUUUAAUGAUUACAUGAUUUACAAAGGGGAUGAAGCUGUAAUGAGUUGAACCCGAGGUAGCAAAGUGAAUAUGUGUGUAUGUCCCGCAUGUAUAAAUACUGUGUGUACUGUUGUUUCAUUCAUGAUAUUCAUGAAGAGAGUAAAGAGCUGUGGGAGAUGGAUGAACAUCGAGAGUCAACAUGUGUGAGUUGUGGGACGAAUGUAGGAAUAAAGAAUGAGCGUCACCGUUCAAA